Molecule: messenger RNA, 636 nt
Organism: Rosa chinensis
Lineage: Eukaryota; Viridiplantae; Streptophyta; Magnoliopsida; Rosales; Rosaceae
Exons: 1
Coding region: 1-636 (211 amino acids)
Molecular function (GO): zinc ion binding
Source: RefSeq, a predicted model, not a curated record
AUGGCUAAUGGGAUUGCUGAAUCAUUUAACUCUUGGAUUGCAAUUGAGCGUUUGAUGCCAGUCUAUUGUAUGCUGGACCAGACAAGAAUUAAACAAAUGGAGAUGGCGGGUAAAAGGAGGGAAGAGGCAGAACGUUGGACCACAGAACUAACUCCCAAAAUGGAGGAAAGGUUGAAGGUGCAGAUGAAGAAAUCUCGUCGUUUCAGUGUCCAUUAUUCAAGCCCUGGAGUUUAUGAGGUUCGAUCUGACUUUUCAUAUGUAGUCAACAUUUCCGAUCAUGCAUGUUCAUGUGUUAAAUGGCAGAUCAAUUGUUUUCCUUGUCCUCACGGCCUUGCUGCAUUACAAGCUGAUUCUGAAAAUGUCUAUGAUUAUAUUGAUAAGUACUUUCAUGUUGAUAUGUUCAAGAACAGCUACAGUUUUCCUAUCCGUCCGAUAACCAAUGUUGAUAUGUCUUCUUCGAAAUCUGCUUCUAAAUGUAUAUUACCUCCCCUUGCGAAGAGGCCUCCAGGGAGGCCUAGGGUGAAGCGGUUCAAGUCGGUUGGAGAGGUUGAAAAGAAGCUGAUUCGUUGUGGUCGUUGUGGCAAAAUGGACACUCAUAACAAGUUGAGCUGCACUGAACCUCUCGUUCAGCAGUAG